GGGAGAGGGAGGCUGUUUCCUCAUGGGCCUGAGCACUCAGGUGCCUUUCGUAGCGGGCUUCCAGGCCAGAUCUCAGGGAGGCCUCAACACCCCGCCUGUGCCCAGCUUGCCCCGAAGGGUGGGGAUGGGGCCGGGGCAUUGGACCUGAAGAAGGGAGAGACAAGAGAAUCACAUGGACUGGGGUGGGCCUGCUCAUCGGUGGUCCAGGGACUUUUCUCUUUUCUCUAUCCCCGCUUCCACGCCGCUGUUCUGUACCUGCCUGAAGGGAAGCUCUGUAGAAAUGCCAGUGGAGGUGGCGAGCAUCUUAGAGCCGAACUACAACCAGAUGGAGGAAACAGGCUUCUCGCUGACCCCGGAAGUCCUCUCCUGGCUGCAGCGGGAGGACGCGGCCCUCACCCGGAGCCUGGUGGAGAGCUGUGGGCUGAAGCUGCGGGGCCCUGGCCACCCAGUCACCAGGGACCCUGAGGUGGUGCCGCAGCUGUCUGCGCUCUACGCAUCCCUCGCGGGGCUGCAGCUGCUGGCCGAGCCCAGCCCCACAGCCCUCCAGGCUGGUGCCUGAGGAGGGUGCCCCAAGGGGCCCCAUCACCUUGACUCCAGGGAGCGGCUGGCCCAGAGCCUCCACGCAGGUGGCCCCAGGUGACGGUGGGGCUCUGCCCAGCUCAGCUCACACUCCUCUCUCCUUCUCAGGACCGGCCCCCAGACCUCAGUCGCCCAUCCAGGUCUGGGGCAGCGGGGGCCCCAGUUAGGCUAGAGUCCUACCUUGGAUC
Messenger RNA from Bubalus bubalis (water buffalo), 767 nucleotides. RefSeq names its product gasdermin-C-like. NCBI's taxonomy places the organism in Eukaryota, Metazoa, Chordata, Mammalia, Artiodactyla, Bovidae. Gene Ontology annotation, molecular function: phosphatidylserine binding; phosphatidylinositol-4-phosphate binding; phosphatidylinositol-4,5-bisphosphate binding. The transcript is spliced from 2 exons. Bases 173 to 559 code for a protein of 128 amino acids. Gene Ontology annotation, biological process: defense response to bacterium; pyroptotic inflammatory response. The record is from RefSeq and is a predicted model, not a curated record.